GGUGCAAGGUUCGACACAAUGUCUGUAAAGUGUUACGCAGGCGUUUCCUCCUAGUCUUCCUACUAGUCCAUAUAGUAUCAUAUGUUGUGUCCAGACUUGGGGUGCACGUUCAGUAGCUUCUCACCUGCUCUUGAAUUACCCCACAUGUAUUAGUUACCCCACAAGUAUUAGUUUGUGUUGUGUUGCUUAUCCAUUCAAAAGGUACACCUGGAAAUCAAAUGCAUAUAUAGUGUAGGCUUGACUAUAAUUUCCAGCGUCCCUGUCUUGGUUUAUAUUUCGUGUUUCAAGUUUUAAUGUCACAUGCACAAUUACAGUGAAAUGCCAUUCUUGCAAGCUCUAACCUCAACAAUGCAAUAAUCAAUAACAAUGUAAUACUAAAAAUAACACGAGGUAGACCCAAAACACAUAGGAAAUAAAAAUAAGAAAUGAGAAGUAUACGCGAAAGUAAGUCCGCGUUCUAUAUACAGCGUCAGUCAGUUCCAAUGCCAUAUUUACAAUGUGCAGGGAUACUGCAGUGGUAGAGGUAGAUAUGUAGGCAGGCCUAUAGGGGUAAGGUGACUAGGCAUCAGGAUGUAUGAUGAACAGAGUAGCAGCAGCGUAUAUUAUGAUUGUAUGUCAACGGGUGUGUGUAGAGUCAGUAUAAAUGUAUGUUAAUAUUGUGUGUGUGUGUGAACACAUGAUGGAGUGAGUGUUUGUGUGUGUGUGUUGGAUUGUCAGUGUGCGUGAGUGAGUGUGUAGUAUCCUGUGAGUGUGCAUAGAGACUUUGCAAAAAUAAAAUACAAGGGUCAACUCAGAUAGUCAUUGUGGCCAUUUUGCUAGCUAUUUAGUUAGCUAUUUAUUACUCUUAUGGCUUGGGGAUAGAAGCUGUUCAGGAGCCUGUGUCAGAAUUGAUGCACCCGUGCGGAAGCCAAGAGGACAGUCUAUGUGGCUGGAGAUUGAAAAUGUGUUAUUAUCAAAUUUGAUUACAACGUGAUAUAUGUGUCUGAAUGACAUAAACAACCCCAUUUGUAAACUAGUGCCUAUCUAUUAUCUAUUAGUUGCAUGUAAAUGUCACGACGUAGGCCGAUCUCCAUUUUUUUGUAGGGAAACUCCUAAACUUCUAAGUGAUUUAGUAGUUUACAUAAUGCUAUCUUUGUUAUAAUUUUCUACUUAAUAGUGCAUUGUUGUUUUCGUUAGCCACGGCGGAUUUCAUAAUUGACUCGAUAGUGCUGAUAUUUGUAAUAGUGCUAGUGUUUCUUAUGAUAGUGGUCUCUCAUUAUAGGCUAAUAACAUUCCUAGUAAUAAUAGGAUAAUGUAUUUAAUAGGAUAAUGUAUUUAAAAAAGAAGCCAGGUAUCGAUUUACAUGCUACUAUGUGCACAUUAUUUUAUACGACGAGUUUUCAUAAUUGUCGUUUAUUUGUUUUAGCUGAAUUAUUGAAAUAUGCCACAACUAGGCCAUGCUUUUAUUCUUCACCAUUAGGCUAUUGAGAUACAUGAAUGAACAUGUAUGUUUUUUCUUCUUCUGUAGGCUCAAUAUACAAGUGGUUGAAUUCCUCGGUUCUGUUUAAUAACCAGAAUACGUUUUUAUCUUGUCCAUGGAUAUACGAAUAUAAUAUUAGCCUAGGACAAUAGCAUGAUUUUUUUCCAAAUGUAAUUUUUUAAGACAUCAGUAAAUUAACGAACAUAUUAGGGUUCUAUAGCUGUGAGUAAAUGGGCCUACUAUGCAAACACAAAUACAAUUCUAUACUAAUUUCCAUUUUCAUGCUCAAAAUAAUCUUACAUUUACUGAAAUAUUUUUUUUUUCAGUAGCUGAUAUAUAAACAAUAUCAUCGCCCCUGAACAGGCAGUUAACCCACUGUUCCUAGGCCGUCAUUGAAAAUAAGAAUUUGUUCUUAACUGACUUGCCUGGUUAAAUAAAGUUAAAACAAAAAAAUAAAGUAUUAUUCUCAGCAGGGUUUUUGUCCGAUUAGUCUUUAAUCUGAUACUAUAUUAUUAUUGUAUAAUACCAAACUCAUAUGUUAAUAGGCUAUACAAAAUAGCACGAUAUAGCACAACAUGAUGUGCUUAUCUUUAAUAGGGGGUGUGCGUAAAACGUUUUUUCUUUGGGAAUGUUUGGACAUAACUUUCUCUGGUUCGAAGACAAUGGAAAUAUGAAAGGUUGAAACAUUUUGACGGAAGAUGAAAGAGGUUACAUACUAGGAUGGAAAGCGUCCCAGAGCAUUCGUUUUAAGGAAUAAUAUCUUCAUAAUGUACGUUAUUUUGCGCCAUAGAAACAUUUGGUUUUGUUAAUCAGCCCCUAUAUGGAGAAGUUGUUCUGGUUCAUUUCAGCCACUGCGUGUUUUGUUGUGAGUAUCAUUGGUAAUGCUUAUUACCCUGUAACGUAUGCGUAGAUAUCCCUCGUUAAAUGUGUGUUUUACCUCAUUUGGGAGAAUUAUUUGGGGGAUUUACUGGCCUAUGCUAACAGGGACAGAUACUUUCAAUGGUAUUUUUCAAUUGUAUUUUUCUCAAUGGAGUUCAGCCUCUCCCUUGUCACGGGCCAACAUUUAUAUCAGAAAUUGCGUACUAAUCAUGUAAAAUAAUAAUAAUUUGCUUUUAAAACUAGACGUUGUCACGUUUUAAGACAAGAGACCCGCGAGCAUUUAAUAGUCAAAGGGAUUGAUUUAUUAUUUAUUGUUCAGCCUUUGUGAUCACGUGCGCGCAUCACCCAAUAGAAUGGCAGCCCUGCGUCCGAACUAUUAGUAGACUGUAGUUCUUAGUGGUGCCAAGUUGCUACUUGAUUUCUUCAGAUUUUUAUCUUGUGAGAGUGGGGUUUAGUGCGUGUGUAUGUGUAUGUGUGUGUGUGUCGCGCUUGUAUUUGUAAGUAUCAGUGUAUGUGUGUGUGGUGUGUGUGGUGUGUGUGUCGCGCUUGUAUUUGUAAGUAUCAGUGUAUGUGUGCGUACAUGUGAAAGUCUCUUUUGCCAUGUCGACAUCUGGAACGUUGACUAGCUACUACGUCGACUCCCUCAUCUUGCCUGAGAGUGAGGCGCUCUCCGCGCCUAGAUACUCCUCCGGUCCGGGGGGGCUCCAGCACGCGAGGCAGCCCACAUCGAUCACCGAUCACACUGAGCUUGGGCCCUGCACCUUCCCGACGAAAGCCCCGGUCUUCAGCCCGUCCUGGGGCCAUGUACCGACCCAGUUUCCAGCCACCGUGUCGUCGGUGUACCACCACCCUUACGGGAAUCACCUAAGCCCGGCUCCAGGCGACCUGGAGGGUCGCUACAUGCAGUCCUGGCUGCUGGAGCCCAUGUCAGGGUCCUUGCCUUUAACUGGAUUACCAACGAGUCACCACUACGGGAUCAAAUCCGAGAGCCUGGAUGCGGGAGCGGACAGCGUGCUGCCUGGAUCCCACACGGCGCUGCUCCUGUCCGAUUUCGCCGAAGGAACGGCGGCGACUGCAUCCCCGGUGGACAAGGACACACUACCAGGCCAGACCGGGGACCUGAACGAGGAGAAACCGGCCCUUGAUCCAAAUAACCCGGUAUCCAACUGGCUCCACGCUAGCGCCACGAGAAAAAAGCGCUGUCCAUACACCAAGCACCAGAUCCUCGAGCUGGAGAAAGAGUUCCUCUUUAACACGUACCUCACGCGGGACCGUAGGUUCGAGGUCGCGAGGCAGCUCAACCUUACGGAGAGACAAGUCAAAAUCUGGUUUCAGAACCGCAGAAUGAAGAUGAAGAAAUGUAAUAAAGAUGGUGGACCGAAAGAUGAUUUCUAGGUAUGAUUGAUUGAAUGAGAACGUAAAAACAUAUCCGAAAUAAGAGGGGUAUCUGUGAAAAGGCUCUUUCUCUGCUGGACUGCAUUUUUAUAGUCGUUGUUUCAUUGUUUUAUCCCUAACAGAAGCUGUUAUGUGUCUUGUAAAAAGCAUGUCCGGCUCUACUCGUCGUUUUGAUGCAACUAACUACCUUUAUAUUGCACAAUUUAGCAGUGCGCAUUAUUUUUUGUUAUUGUUAUUAGGAUGUUAAUGAAUGAAUUAAUGCCUCGGCUGUGAGGGCAUCUGUGCAAGGCAUGUACCCUAUUGAUAGGCCUGUUCUCUGUGCUCGUUUGUGUGUGGAUGUGAGUAGCUAUGUGUGUGUUCUCCGGUUUGUAGAUAUAGGCCUAUUUGUAUUUCAGGUUAAACUGAAUUUAGUUUCAAAUGUUUUUGUUGUUGUCGUUAUUUCAACUAUUGGUCGAUUUGAGUUGGAGGGAUAGGCUAACGUAAUGGUGGCAUUUUGAAGCGGGUGCAUGACCAUCAAAAAGCCUCUUUAAAAUGCAUAUUGGCCUGUUGAUAAUGUUACUAGAAGCUACAUACUGUCUCUCAACUACCUAUAAUUGCAAGAACCUCAUUUCAUUUUAACAUGACUUUUCGUUGUGAAGAGACAGAAUGCUUGUAUAGAUCGUAAAAUACGUCUGAAUUUCAGGGAGUAACAUUUGAGAGGACAUAUUUGUUAGAAAGGAGAGAGACUAAAUAAACAGAAACACUGUAUGCUACCUAAUGAAUACCUCAUGGUCUGGGGACUUUCAGAUUUUUGGUUCUCAAAUGUAAUUUGUACUAUUUAUUGAAUAAAACAAAUUAUAUCUGCGAAUGCA
Oncorhynchus keta (chum salmon) is the source of this 4584-nucleotide messenger RNA. RefSeq names its product homeobox protein Hox-A9-like. Lineage: Eukaryota; Metazoa; Chordata; Actinopteri; Salmoniformes; Salmonidae. Gene Ontology annotation, molecular function: RNA polymerase II cis-regulatory region sequence-specific DNA binding; DNA-binding transcription factor activity, RNA polymerase II-specific. The record is from RefSeq and is a predicted model, not a curated record. Gene Ontology annotation, cellular component: nucleus. Gene Ontology annotation, biological process: embryonic skeletal system morphogenesis; anterior/posterior pattern specification; regulation of transcription by RNA polymerase II. The transcript is spliced from 2 exons. The coding region runs from base 2939 to 3733 and encodes 264 amino acids.